AGACAGAAUGACAAGAAGAAGGAGACAAACUAGUGGAGAGUGAAGAGACCAGGUUAAUUAAUGAGUAAAGAAAAUUAAAAUGACUACUCCUAGGCUCAGGAGGAUUUCCCCGUUGACAGCUCCUCCCUCCUCUGUCUCUCACGGCUGUUUUCAAACCAAGUUACCUCUCAGUCUAACUAACGUAAUGGAUUUAAACAAUGUGCUGCCGCAGCUUGACACUGCCAACACAGACGAAGUGGAGAAGCUCCUGUGUGAGUUUAAUGUGGAGAACAGUCGCAUCUUCGCCUUUGACCCAAAGGAAGAAGCCCUGCGAAGUAAACUCUGUCAGAGUGUGAUGUCAAUACUUGGGAAACCGAUACAACUCAGCUGUCAGAGGACAUGUCUGGAGACUCUUCGUAUCUUAUCCAGAGACAAGCGUGUCCUUGGUCCUGUAGUGACCAAGGAAGGCAUGUUGACCUUGGGAGGGAUGGCAAAGCUCCACACCCCGGAGGCUGGAGGUGACAACGAGAGAACCUCAGAAGAAGACACGCGGUCAGAGGAGGAGGAAAGGGUGGUAGUGGAGGCCCUUAAGUGCCUAUGCAACGUGGUUUACAACAGCCCUGCAGCUCAGCAGGUCAGCGUGGAAGUGCAGCUGGCUUUUGGCCUCUGUGCCAGCCUGCGUACCUCUCACACAUGGAGCCACGAGGUCGGCCUGUUCACGCUGCGCCUUCUUUUUCUGCUGGCGGCCCUGCAGCCUAGAGUUAGAGUGGUUUUGAGAAAAGACUGCCAUGGUUUGAGACUACUGACAGAGGUCUUGGAGCACACACUGGGUGUGCGAUGGGUCGGCCCCUACGAAGCUGCUGCUCCAGACCAUCAGGCCCGGCCCAUGCUUGCAGAGGAGAGUGAGCGAGCAAGGGAAGCACUCAAGGCUUUGUUCAACCUCACUUUAAGUGUUGCUGGUGAGAAAGAUGAUCACCAGUUCCGGCUCAUUGCUGCUAUUUUGCGCCACCUGUUGAUGCUAAAGACUGAGACGGAGGAGAAAACAGAAGAGGCGCACAGCCACGCUGUUAACCUGCUCAACAACCUGCCAGUGUCCUGUUUAGAUGUGUUGAUUGACCUGCCUGUGCAGGGAGGAGAGGAACAGUACAGUGGGAAAAACAUGACUGCCAUCCAGGUCUUACUAGAUUUUAUGGAGAAAAGAAUUGACAAGGGCUCCAACUACAAAGAGGGACUGACCCCAGUGCUCAGCCUGUUAACUGAAGGAUCUCGACAUCACAGGGAGAUCAGGAGAUAUAUUAAAGCUCAGGUACUCCCUCCACUGAAGGAUGUCAAGAUCCGGCCAGAGAUCGGCAGUGCGGUCAGGAACAAGUUGGUUCGUCUCAUGACUCACGUGGACAUGGGAGUGAAGCAGACAGCAGCAGAGUUUCUGUUUGUGCUGUGCAAAGAAAGUGUUGACAAUCUGCUGAAGUACACAGGCUAUGGGAACGCAGCAGGGCUCCUCGUGGCUCGAGGACUUCUUUCAGGGGGAAGAGGAGAGACUCAAUAUUCUGAUGAUGAAGACUCAGACACCGAAGAAUACAAAAACGCCAAACCUUUCAUUAACCCCAUCACUGGUCACGUGGAGGAGCCCAUGCCAAAUCCCAUGGAGGAGAUGACGGAGGAGCAGAAGGAAUACGAAGCCCAGAAAUUGGUCAACAUGUUAGACAAGUUAUCAAGGCAGAACCUGAUUCGGCCAAUGGGCGUCAGGCCGGAUGGGAAGUUGGCUCCCCUUGAAGAAACUCUCUACGAUCUACCUGACGACAACUCAGGAUCAGACUCUGACUAGUGCUCUGCACACAACUAGGCUUUUCACACUUAGCCCACCACAUUAAAGGCUUGGGUCCUGUGGAGGUAAGUUCACGAGUCCUUCAAAGGCCGAAACACAGGGGUUCAUUGUCUACAGUUAUAGGAAGUAUUUGGCAGAAACAUUGUAAAUACUUCUAUGUGCUGUACUUUCACAUUGUACGUGAUUGUAUAAAAUACUGGCCACUUGCACGUGCAGGCAUUUUGAAUUUUACCCACAUGCACUGUUCUAUAAAUGAAGCCAAGAAAGUAAACACGAAGAAGCAAGAGAAAUUAAUUUGAUCACUAGGGGGCAGUAUCCUAAUAAAACUGGGGGGAGAUGUUGCUACUUAUUGGUAAACCUGUCAAAAUAGCAUUAGUUAAAUCACGCAAAGACCAUAGUGGUGCGAUCCAUUUCUUUUAAUCCACUGCAUGUUAGUCAUCAACAUGCAGUGCAUUGUGGGAAUGUACCGUAGCACUGUUCUGGUGCUUUCAAACUUGUGGGUCCAGGCCUGGAGUGGGACGCAUUGCUCAGCGAGUCUUAUCUUUGCUGUAAAGCCAUUUUCUUUAAAGGAUGUGGACUAGACUUUUGUAGCAGUGUACUUUAAAGGCCUCUGUAGUAAGUGUUGCACCUUGAUGAUGAUGAUGAUGAUGAACAAAACAGAGGCAGGAAACACUGCAUGGUUGUGUUUCAAAUGUAUUUAAGUCAAGUUAUCAUUCCUUCACUUGUGCUGUUUAUUUUUAUAUAUAUACAUACACUCCUGUUGUGUAUUCUAUUCAAACGUGAGACGGUAAUGAUGUUGGACCAGUUCAGACUGGCUCAGUCUUGUACCUCACAUUCAAACAACAGUGCCAUUGUAGGCAGAUUUGUUUUUGUUAGUAGAAUUGUCAUGACAGUUGCCAAGGAUACUUUAAUAAAAUCAGGGCUCAGGCCUUCAGUAACAAACUCUCCAUUUGAAUUUUACAAAUGACUCUCUCUAGUAGUUUUUUUUUUUAAAUUAUAACUGGUGACAAUGAAAUGGAACCUACAUCUUAUUUUCUGCAUGAUCCUAUUUUUCCCUGUAAAGUGUGAAUCUUUUGUACACUAAAGAUUUGCUUUUUUUAUAAAAACUAAAAGAAAAGGUUACACACUGUGAUUGUGCUGGUACAGUUUUUGGUCGAGUAUAACAGGUACCGGCUGAGGAUUAAGCUGCACAUCAUGAUAGUUAGAAGUAGAUUUUGCUUUAAAAUUCAGCUUCACUUCACAUGUGAAUCACCACCACUGCCUCCUCACAAACACACACACAUGCAGCUCGUGUUGAGUGGGGAGAUUCCCAAUAUUGAACCAAGGUUGAUAUCUUCAGGUUUUCAGGUUGUGUUUGAUCAUUUAAUCAUGUAAAGGUGACAUUAAAACUGCUUGCUGAUCACAUUUAGGAAACUGUUGCAGUAAUUGUUUUGUUAAUUUUUGGCACAAUUUCUUUACACACUGUAAAUAGCACUGCUGUUUAAUUUGAGGCUUUUAAUGUUAAUAAAAUGUAAGGAGAG
This is a messenger RNA of Cynoglossus semilaevis (tongue sole), 3324 nucleotides long. RefSeq names its product RIC8 guanine nucleotide exchange factor B (gene ric8b). NCBI's taxonomy places the organism in Eukaryota, Metazoa, Chordata, Actinopteri, Pleuronectiformes, Cynoglossidae. Gene Ontology annotation, biological process: G protein-coupled receptor signaling pathway. Gene Ontology annotation, molecular function: guanyl-nucleotide exchange factor activity; G-protein alpha-subunit binding. The record is from RefSeq and is a predicted model, not a curated record. The transcript is spliced from 11 exons. The coding region runs from base 80 to 1804 and encodes 574 amino acids. Gene Ontology annotation, cellular component: plasma membrane; cytoplasm.